Pyricularia pennisetigena is the source of this 1431-nucleotide messenger RNA. RefSeq lists its product as uncharacterized. NCBI's taxonomy places the organism in Eukaryota, Fungi, Ascomycota, Sordariomycetes, Magnaporthales, Pyriculariaceae. Bases 1 to 1431 code for a protein of 476 amino acids. The record is from RefSeq and is a predicted model, not a curated record. The transcript is spliced from 4 exons.
AUGCAGCUUCCAGCGUGGCUUGUGUGGUACAAGAAACCCGACUAUCGGGACAUUAGGGAAUAUGCAACCGAAAUCAGCUCCGGAAGGCGAGCUUUCAGUCCCGAACCACGGGGCAAGAUCACGGUCCCGGCUCGUUUGCGACUAGAGAGGAUCUUGGCCAACAAAACAUGCAGCCCAAUGUCAUUUUACGACUUUUACAUGUACUUGAAAUACAUAGAGUUUUCGCCUGAAAACCUCGAAUUCUACGUCUGGUUCAAAAACUAUGAAAAAGCAUACGAGAGACUGGGCAUCACAGAAAAGGAAGAAGAGAUUUUCCGUGCAACAUUCGCCGACAAGGCAGCUGCAGCCGCGGCUGGACAAGAUACACGCCCGCAAAGUGCAAUCAAGUCAGAUUGGGAACCGGAUCUGGGCGCCGACACCCUGGCACACAUCUCCAAGAUGAUCAGCAUGAACGUGGCCCUCAGCGCAAAGUCGCCCUGCAGCAGCAUGUGCCCGCUCGAGCCGCCGAACGCCAUGUGCAGCGACAAGGCCUCACGCAGCAGCCGGGACUGCAGAUCGACGACGACCAACUCCAACGCCUCGCCCUUCUCGGCCGAGAACAUGUUCAACUCCAACCUGGGCCACGGCGCCGAGCUGCGGGCCGUGGUCAAGACGUACCUGAUGCCCGGGUCCGAGAAGGAGCUCAACGUGCCGCCCGCCACCCGCGACGCCUGCCUGCGCGCCAUCCAGCACUACAUCGCCAGCAGCCAGCGGGUGUCGACGGCCAGCUCCGACAGCGGCACCGAGGCCCGCCACCUGUACUGCCACCCCGACCACCUCCGGCCCGUCGCCGACCACGUCUACGGCCUGCUCAAGAACUGCUCCCACCGCAACUUUGUGCGCCUGGGCGUGUCCAACGGCACCUACGAGACCGUCUGCGUCGCCACCUCGCUGGGCAUAGUCCUGACCGCCGCCGGGUUCCUGUGCAUCCUCCUGCGCGCCCUGUACCCCUUUGUCGGGGCGCACUCGCGCUGGAACGCCUUUGCGCCCUGGCCGCUCUGGUGGAUCGGCAUGGCCUUCAUCCUGUCCGGGCUGCGCGGGAGCUGUUUUUUCCUGCUCCUGUUCUCGCGCCGCCAGCCGCUGCCGUGGGAGAGGUUCGACGACGAAAACGUCAACGGCGGCGAGAGGAGCGGGGCCGCGGACGGGCCCUGUGGCGACCGGGCCGCGGCCGAGGUCCAUCCCGAAUCGGCCCGGGGUGGACGGGGCGCGAUCCUGCAGCGGCUUUCUCGGCUGAUGAUAUUCGACCGCAAGCUCAAGGUCAAGGACACGGCCCUCCGCCGGCUCCAGACAAAGAUUGUGGUUCAGAGCUUGACCGUGGGGGCCUUGUUUGCCAGCACUUGUGUGUUGGUAUUUCUUUGGUUGCCUUGCUGGAUCGAGAACGUGAAACGUUAA